AGGAUGCAAAAAAUUGCAAAAGAGUUGGGUGUGGUAAUACCAGUUAGCUUCUUUGAAGAGGCAAAUAAUGCCCAUUACAACUCAAUUGCCAUUAUUGAUGCUGAUGGGGCAGAUCUUGGACUUUAUAGGAAAUCUCACAUCCCAGACGGACCAGGCUACCAGGAAAAGUUCUACUUCAAUCCAGGUGACACUGGAUUCAAGGUUUUCAAGACCAAGUUUGCCACAAUUGGAGUUGCAAUUUGCUGGGAUCAGUGGUUUCCUGAGGCAGCCCGAUCUUUGGUUCUUCAAGGUGCAGAGAUAUUGUUUUACCCUACUGCUAUUGGUUCUGAACCUCAAGAUGGAGGACUUGAUUCUAGGGAUCACUGGAGGCGAGUAAUGCAAGGGCAUGCUGGGGCUAAUGUGGUCCCUGUAGUAACUUCAAAUCGCAUAGGGAAAGAGGUAAUUGAGACCGAGCAUGGAAAGAGUGAGAUCACAUUUUAUGGUAACUCUUUCAUUGCAGGACCCACUGGAGAAAUUGUUGCAACUGCUAAUGAUAAAGAGGAAGCUGUACUAGUAGCAGAAUUUGACCUGGACAAAAUCAAAUGGAAGAGACAUAGUUGGGGAGUAUUCCGUGAUCGACGCCCAGAUUUAUACAAGGUGCUACUGACAUCAGAUGGCAGCAAUUCCCCGUUGUGAUGAUGCCCCUUACCUCUUACUGCUAUGCAUGUUGUAGAAUUAAUAAAGGAAAUACUUC
Messenger RNA from Prunus avium (sweet cherry), 733 nucleotides. Lineage: Eukaryota; Viridiplantae; Streptophyta; Magnoliopsida; Rosales; Rosaceae. The record is from RefSeq and is a predicted model, not a curated record.